AUGAUAAUAAUAAAAAUAAUAUGGCUUGUAAUUAAAAAUGGGGAUGGAUAUUUGCCGGAGUCUCAGUCCUCGUCGGACAACGAGGAAAUUUACCCGCAAAAUCUUCUUGGUGUCGCGUACAAAACUUCGGUUAAUAAUUCUAAAGAAGUUAGAGACGACGACGGGAAAUAUGUUUGCACUAAAUGCGGAAAAUCAUACAUCGCCUCAACCUCUCUGAGGCGGCACCAGCGGCUCGAGUGCGGAGUUGACCCCGCUCAGAAGUGUCACAUUUGUAACAGGCGCUUCAGACACAAAUUUGUUCUCACCGCUCAUAUUAACAAUUGCGAGAGAAAAGUACUCGGGAUCGAAAAAUAUUUAGAAGACUUUGGAAGAACUUGGCGCAAAACUUCUAAAAAAGUCUACCAAUCUUUAGGACUUCCCGGAUUCAGAGCUGUUGAUAGUCGCCCGACUUUGGUCUGUCACAGAUGUCAUCUUCUUUUCUCAACUUUGAAAAUAGAGCGCGUAUGGAGCUGGUGCGUAAAAAGCGAAGUUUCGAGCAACCCAGAAGAAGAAAACUCGACAAACCCCGACUUGGAGUCCGCAGAGCCGCAAAAAGCUCCCCCACGGGUCAACAAACCCAACACUACAUUCGUCUGCGCUUCCUGUGGAAGAAAAUACGCGCGUAAAAGCUCCCUCAGGCGUCACAAGAAGAAAUGCGUUGUAGAGCCGACUCUUCAGUGCAUUAUUUGUGAAGAAAAGUUCUACAAGAAUUAUCAGCUUGAGCUUCACAUGAAACAAUGCCUUAAACGUAUACAAACGCGUACUGAUAGUGUUGUUGGUUGCAGAGAUCCUGGAACAGUACGAGCAGCGGUUCCCGGAACGAGUGGAACCAGAGAUGAGCGCCAGAACGAGUGGAACAUAUGUGUCGGUAUCUGUGGACCAGUCGACGCAGUUGUACGUCUGCAGCGCCUGCGGGAAAGGGUACAAGUGGCUGGACAGCCUGAGGAGGCACCAGAGGGUCGAGUGUGGGAACAAAGAAAAACGAUUUUCUUGCAACGCCUGCUCCAGGAAAUUCAGAUACCGAUACGAGCUCACGAACCACAUAUCUGCUUAUCAUUAGCCGCUGAUAAUCGUCCAGAGAGUUUGCACUGA
Cotesia congregata is the source of this 1131-nucleotide messenger RNA. NCBI's taxonomy places the organism in Eukaryota, Metazoa, Arthropoda, Insecta, Hymenoptera, Braconidae. The record is from the annotation of a GenBank genome assembly.